Nematostella vectensis (starlet sea anemone) is the source of this 4039-nucleotide messenger RNA. RefSeq names its product D(2)-like dopamine receptor. The record is from RefSeq and is a predicted model, not a curated record. Gene Ontology annotation, cellular component: membrane. The transcript has a single exon. The coding region runs from base 2407 to 3408 and encodes 333 amino acids. Lineage: Eukaryota; Metazoa; Cnidaria; Anthozoa; Actiniaria; Edwardsiidae. Gene Ontology annotation, biological process: G protein-coupled receptor signaling pathway. Gene Ontology annotation, molecular function: G protein-coupled receptor activity.
CCUCCGGAAGUAAACUGGUGAUAAUGCGGCUUUAACAGGCGCGUACACAGUAUUAGCUGAGGGAGGGAGGGGUGCGCAGUCAAAUGUAUCAUUUGGAAAAAGCAUAGUUUUCUUUUUACGUACCAAAUGCAGAUACACAGGGAGCUCACCUCUACGAUUUGAACAAAGUUAGAGUUGUUUUUUAGCUUUGCGUUGUUGUUGAUUUAGUGCGUGUGCGUUUGUAUCUCGUGUCUACUUUUUCGGCGCCCGGUGCUUUCUGGCGCUCUCUCAUUGGUAAGCGGUCUAACGGCCGUCUCGACUGCGAAAUGGCUUCCGUGUCACGGCAUACCAACUUACAAACCGUAGAGGUGAGCUCCCUGUGCAGAUACAAGCAAAUGAACGUAGUCGAUUGUUUCAUCUUCAUUUUCUAGCAUUUCUUUUUGAACUACACAACCAAAGAACUUCUAUACUAAGGCUGAUUUUGAAAAAUUUUAUUUUUCUUAUUGACUUAAAAAUGUCACACCAAAGUCGUAUAGCCGGAAUUAGUUAAUAAGUUACGAUUUCUGUUAUGCACUUCGGUAUCUUAAGAUUACGCUUGCAAAGCCAUCAGCUGCCCUAGUAGUGCCGCCACCUGAGCGUAUUUCUUGAGACGAACAAGAAUGUUCAUUUAAUGAUCUCACCAAAAAUUAUAACUAGUAUAAUUCAUAGUUCUUGGUUUAUCAUUAUACCAACCUUAAAGACCAAGGCAGACCGGAAAAAUGAGCGCGCGAUGGCGAAAAAAGGGGGAAAACCAUAUUUCCCUGUCUCUAGUUGUCUAUAUGUGACAUUGAUAUUCUACGUUUCAGCUGCAAAAACAAUGGUCACCAUCAUUAAUUCACUUCUUUAAGGAGUCUUUUAAUUUGCGCAUCCUCUAACACUAUCAUCUAUCGAGGAUUUUUUCUCCGGCCGAGAAAUUUCUCGCAUGAUAUGCGAACAUAAAAUCUUAUCUUUGCUCAUAAUUAAAAAAAGGUAUUCGCGAAAACUCAUUUUGAUAAAAAUUUUGACACUCGUAUUUAAUUGACCUCUCCAUAUUUGAUCGAAUCUGUCCUAAUAUUUUGCCUUGCUAACAGAUCUUUCUUCAUAUUUGAUUCUAGCAGUUCAUUUAUCCCUGUCUCGUCUAUCUUUCACGUUUUUGUAUUCUUCGUUGUUUGUUUGACAAACAAAAACGCAAAAGAUAGAAGCGACUGGAAUAAGUUAACUUCUAGAAAUAAACAGAAAAAAAAAACACUGCUAGCAGGAAAAUAUCUUACCUUCAUUAAACAGGCAUCAUAGAGAUUGCACUGUAGGCUAUGACAAAUGUGUUGAGAUUUUCUCAUCAACAUUGAGGUCUAGAAAUCCUUUCGUACAACCAUUAACACUGAGCUGUACUUAUUACUUUUUACAGAUUUUAUAUCGUUGUUUGCCUAUCGAUUCCCUGUUGUGAAUUUGCUGUCAUAAAUUAUCACCACUGUAAUAAUCAUUUCUUGAAUUUUUGUUUUCUCACACAGAUGUUAUAUGAUUGGAUAUGAUGAUGACAACCGACCCGAAUAUCUAAGAUUUUACUUUUUAUAUUUUCUCAUACCUGUAAUACUAAUAUCAUAAUUGUACAUAUACAAAUAGUUAUCGUUAUAAAAAAAAGGAACCCUUACACUUAUGAUGGCUGUUUAAAUUUUCCCUAAGGACGAUGAUAAACACAGGUUUGUAGCUGUACUUUUAACCCUAAUCCAUUCUUGAGAUAUGAUUGAGUUGCCAUUCUUGAGAUAUGAUUGAGAGCAUGAAAAAGGAACAAUUUCGCAAUUUCGCAAAUUGGGCAAUUUCAGACAAAUCAAGAGUCUUACUAUUUGCAAUAUCUCAAGAAGGAUUAUCUACCCAAAAAUACUAAAGCUUAUUUUGUUUUAUAUUACACAAGGAACAUCUAUGCAAAAAAUCAAGCAAAUAUAAGCUAACACGACCUUGAACUUUGCCAUUUUUUUGCUUCUGUCGGAUCUGCUGUCAAAAUUAAAAAGUAAUUCUUACUUCUAUGACUUGUGGCAUCAUCGUUUUUCAUAACAAUUUUCAAUGCAAUAGUAAUUAUAUAAAAAGAUAUACAAGAAACUCCUUUAUGAGCUAUUGUUUUUCCUAUGGUAGUUAAUCCGUCUUAGCUGAGUACAUAGCAACUCUCUUUUCCGAUUCAUCUGCUCUCAAAGAAUAGAUAAAUUUUUCCAACACCGCACGGAAUUGGUCGAUCUUUAAAUUUCAACUGCGCAUGCGUGCUAUACAAGAUAAAAAGCGCGCCUUUAUUCCGUCAUAGCAAAAGUACGUGAUGGAGUGUGUGCCUUUACUAUGACACUACCCUGUUUGCUCAAAACCGGAAUCAAUCCAACCGCUAACUGUAUGUCAGAAGGCUUUCAGUAAGCGCUAUUAGUAAGAAUGAACGCUACAGAGAUAGACCGUCUUCAGUCAGAGUUGCGCUCUCGUAGCGAAUAUGUCGUAGUGUUAGAGUCCGUCUUCUUGAGUGCCGUCCUGUUUAUUAGCUUGUCUGGGAACCUGUUAGUCUUUUCGUCGGUCUACCGCAAGCCGCGGCUGAGGACAAUCUCCAAUAUGUUCGUGGUAGCGCUGGCAGUUAGUGAUGCCCUUAUGGCAACUCUGUGUAUGCCUUACUCGCUAGCAACACUCGUUCACGGCGAGUGGAUUUUCAGCGAGUCGUUCUGCCGCGCUCAUGGAUUCUUUGUGUUGACACUUGGCCUGGCAUCGCUACACACGAUGGCACUCGUCUCCGUGAAUCGAUUCUUCUGUAUCGUCAAGACUGCGUUGUACCCGAGCAAGUUCACGCCUCGCCGCACUCUCGUCUACAUUCUAGCCGUGUGGUGUAACGCACUAAUCGGCUCAAUCCCACCUCUAUUCUUCUCCUUUCGUGGUUACGCCUUUCAGCCCGGCAAAGCUAUGUGUCUGUAUAGAUUUGAGGCCUACAUUCCCUACACAACCUUCAUUGAAGUCGCAUACAUCGGUCUACCGCUGACGCUCAUUACGACCUGCUACAUAGCCGUGCUCAGAGAAGUCAACCGCUCUAACAAAGUUUUCUCCACCCAAGGAAAUCUUAACACCGAGGAACUCCGCGCUCAUGUCAAGGAAUCGAAGAUUACUAAGACACUGGUUGUAGUGUUUAUGUGUUUUGCGGCGUGUUGGAUACCUGUAAGCGUGGUGGAUUAUUUAGACUCUGCUUUCGGGGAGCCGACAUUCAAUCGUCGUGUCUAUCUAAUGUACGGCUUUCUAGUUUACAUCUCAAGCAUGGUAAACCCUAUAGUAUACGGGCUUGCCAGUCGGUCAUUCAGACGUGAAUAUAUUGCUAUUAUCAGAGCUAUAUUUUGCUGUCAAAAUUGCAAUAAUAACAUUUCGCAUUUAAGCUCAACAAGGUCGAACAACACGAACUAGCAAAUAUAAUUAUUUUGAGCAUCGGAGAACAAAACUUUGGCAGAUAUCACCUGCAAACCUGUCCAAGGUCAAAUAUUUAUUUGUACUCAGAACACAUUUUCCAUCCACAAAGACCAAGAAAACACAGUUAGUAAAUGAUUCUAUUUGUAAUUUUUUUGUUUCGCAAGUUGCAGAAAUCCAAGAGUGCAAGGUGCAAUAGAAAAUAUUAACGAUGAAAACUUUGAGAGAUGAACCAAAAAUAAGAUCAGUUGAAAAUUAAUAAUAUUGUUGUUUUAACAUAAAAAAAUAAAAACGUAAUAAUUUCGCUUUUUCAAUGAUCUUUUAUUUCAUGGGUUAAUUCGUCAGGCUUUUCACAGUUGUUAACUUUCACAGCGGUUAUGGGAUCGAAUGGGAGGAAAAAUAAAACACCUCUUCAAACAAUUUUUAAACUUUUAUACAUGCGAUGUUAUAGCACAACUACUAAUAAUCUUUCUGUGUACGUGAUUGUAUGACUGGACACCUGUAAUCCAUAUUCAUCGAGAUUUACCCACGUAAUUGCUUAAUACUUGUUUUAAUACUAGUUUCUGACAAUAUAGAAAAUUUUUUAUCUUAGUUGCCUUGUCAAAAAAAUAAAAAAGUGAUUUGUUUUCUU